UGAACUUGAGCCAAACCACCAUCCUUUAAGAGCGCACUGCGCAGCCACAGACGCAGAGCAGCACAGCAACAGAGCAGAAGCAAAGAAGGUAGGAAGGGGAAGAGAGUAAUCAUGUCGAAGGAGGUUAGUGAGGAGGUGGAACAUGAGCAUGCGCAUGCCAAGGACUACACGGACCCCCCGCCCGCGCCGUUGUUUGACCCUGGCGAGCUCCGCCUCUGGUCCUUCUACCGCGCCCUCAUCGCUGAGUUCGUCGCCACCCUGCUUUUCCUCUACGUCACCAUCGCCACCGUCAUCGGCCACAAGGAACAGAACAGCGCCAACCAAUGCGACGGCGUUGGCCUGCUCGGCAUCGCUUGGGCCUUCGGCGGCAUGAUCUUCAUCCUCGUCUACUGCACCGCCGGCAUCUCCGGAGGUCACAUAAACCCGGCGGUCACUUUCGGGUUGUUCCUGGCGCGGAAGGUGUCGCUGCUACGGGCGGUGUCGUACAUGGUGGCGCAGUGCUUGGGCGCCAUCGUCGGCGUGGGCAUCGUGAAGGGAAUCAUGAAGCACCAGUACAACUCACUGGGCGGCGGGGCGAACGAGGUCAGCCACGGCUACUCCAGGGGCACCGCCCUCGGGGCCGAGAUCAUCGGCACCUUCGUCCUCGUCUACACCGUCUUCUCCGCCACCGACCCCAAGCGCAACGCCCGCGAUUCCCACGUCCCCGUGUUGGCGCCGCUCCCCAUUGGGUUCGCCGUCUUCAUGGUCCAUCUCGCCACCAUUCCCAUCACCGGCACCGGCAUCAACCCCGCUCGGAGCCUGGGCCCCGCCGUCAUCUACAACCAGCACAAGGCUUGGGAUGACCAGUGGAUCUUCUGGGUAGGUCCAUUCGUCGGAGCUCUGGCGGCAGCGAUCUACCACCAGUUAAUCCUCCGGGCGGCGGCCGCCAAGGCCCUGGGAUCCUUCAGAAGCAACCCCACCAACUAAGUCUUCAUUCCUCGUCUCAUAAUUUCCGCGUUUAUGUUGUCGAUGAUGCUUGGUUGUAUGUUCUACUCCUCCUCCUUCCUCCUGUCAAAUUUGUGCGUCACUGUUUCAUUGAACUUUGUGGUCGAGCUCAUUAUGAUUGUCACUGUUUAAUUGAACUUGGUGGUCGAGCUCAUUAUGAUUAAUAUAAUUAAAUCUUCCUUUUCUCCUCUUUAA
Messenger RNA from Zingiber officinale, 1179 nucleotides. Its product is annotated as probable aquaporin PIP2-6. The record is from RefSeq and is a predicted model, not a curated record. The coding region runs from base 112 to 966 and encodes 284 amino acids. Gene Ontology annotation, biological process: transmembrane transport. NCBI's taxonomy places the organism in Eukaryota, Viridiplantae, Streptophyta, Magnoliopsida, Zingiberales, Zingiberaceae. Gene Ontology annotation, molecular function: water channel activity. Gene Ontology annotation, cellular component: plasma membrane. The transcript is spliced from 4 exons.